Racocetra persica is the source of this 375-nucleotide messenger RNA. Lineage: Eukaryota; Fungi; Glomeromycota; Glomeromycetes; Diversisporales; Gigasporaceae. The record is from the annotation of a GenBank genome assembly.
ACGAACAAGAAAUUAGUAGUGAGUCCGAUACAGAAUCGAGUGAAGAUGAAUUUGAAAUGUGUUUUUUACAAAACCAUCACGGAGAGCAUUUGCUGAAUGAUUUUUUAACAAGUUCUGAAUAUCUAACUCAAGAUUAUGAUGAGCUUGAUAAAAUAGAUGAGGAAUUAGAUUCUCAGAAUAGUUCAUCUGCAACGCCAGUAGUUGAAGUUACUAGAAGUCAAGGAAAAAAUAGAGGACGGUCAUAUGGAUCAAGGGCAAAUAAAAAUAGUCGUGGUUUUAAACUUAAACAACAAGAGAGUCUUUCUAAUCCACCAGAGUUUACACCUUUGCAACAUGAACUUCCUUUUUAUGAAAGAGGAUAUCCAAUCCUUCCUG